This is a messenger RNA of Epinephelus lanceolatus (giant grouper), 2581 nucleotides long. The record is from RefSeq and is a predicted model, not a curated record. NCBI's taxonomy places the organism in Eukaryota, Metazoa, Chordata, Actinopteri, Perciformes, Serranidae.
UCCAUUUUCAAACCUUGCCGUCUCAAAGCUGGGAAGAAGGUAAAGUUUGUGCAAGCUCAGUGGCUUAGAAAGGAUUGGAUUUCAAAAUGUGGAGCUCCAGAUCAUCCCUGUUCCAGGUGUCUUUGUGUCUGCUGGUUUCUGUUGGCUCCUGCACCUGUAAAGCUCUCAAUAAUGACAUCCAGAGCGAGAUCCCUGAUGGACUCUACUCUCAUCUGUCAGAGGAGGACCUUCUGGAGGAGGAAGACACAGACUCCAGGAUGGAGAACCUCCUGGGAACCAUGAAGGAGGGCUUUCUGAGAAAACUCAACCUGUCAGACGUUCCUCACGAGAACAGCAAAAUCUACCCUCCUCAGUUUAUGAUGGAGCUCUACAACAAGUACGCCUCGGACAGCUCGGCAAACCCUCAGUCUGAUGUCAUACGAAGCUUCACUGUCCAAGAUAUCCCUCUCUCUGAGACAAAUGGCACAAAGUCAAAGAGCAGGCUGCAGUUUAACAUCAGCAUCCCCACCCACGAGAAGCUCACUACUGCUGAACUACAGCUCUUCUUCUUCCCAGAUCCCAGGUCAACGGUCACCUACCACAGAUUCAAGACCACCGUCAAAGUCUAUGAAGUGGAUUACAACAAUUUCACAUCCACCACCCAACUGCUGGUUGGAAAAGAGGUGACAAGCUUCGAGAGCAUGUGGGAAACAUUUGAAGUGACUGCGGCGAUUCAGAGCUGGAUCAAGUCGGGCCAUAGAGCAACUGUUUUUGAUGUCGUGGUGGAUGGGAAGGACUGUGGGGCCUCUAAAGGUGAAGAAGAAGGAGCAGGCUGUUUGAAUAUGAGCGUGUCUGUUGGAGAUAACACUUCAGCGGCUUUAAUCAUCUUCUCAGAUGACCUGGGUAGCAGGAGGAGGGAGAAAAAGAAGGAACUAAGAGAGAUGAUCCUCCACGAAGAAGAAACCAUCUUACACUCAGGUGCGGACUGGAACAGAGGAGAUCAGCUUCCAAACAAGAUCCCGGAAGAGCACCUACGGAGAAAGAAAAGAAAGGUAGAGAGAGAAUACUGCCAGCGGACCUCUCUCAAAGUCAACUUUAAAGACAUUGGCUGGGACAGCUGGAUCGUGGCGCCUCCAGAAUAUGACGCCUUUGAAUGUCGAGGACUGUGUUACCACCCGCUGACAGACGAAAUGACCCCAUCAAAGCACGCCCUUAUCCAGACGCUGAUCAACAUCAGGAACCCCAAGAAGGCCAACAUGGCAUGUUGCGUCCCCAUCAAAUUGGACCCCAUCACAGUCAUGUAUCAGGAGAACGGACGCCUCACUAUCAGAUACCUUUAUGAAGAGAUGAAGGUGGCAGAGUGUGGCUGCAGGUAGUCAGAGAGAAUUGGUUUGCUCUGGUGGUAGGACAGGUGAUUAUAAUAGUGCAAAUGCUGCAUUUCAUUUAAGUCUGUCUGAUGUUCAUUUCCUGCAAUGGUCCAGUAGAAGAGAAGUACCACAGGUCUAACAAAAAGAUAAGAUUUUAUUUAUACCAAGGAAUUAAAUGAUUGUGCAACAGUUGCAUUACAAAGUAGGAAACAGUGCAAGAAACAUGGACGCCUCUAUUAUCUACCAUGCCUGUUAGCAUUUCACAUGUCAUCACCAUCAAGCACGAACCAAAGGAGACAGAUAUCUUUAUAUUGUGUAUUUAAUACUGGUUAUAUGUACAUAAAAAGCUUGCCCAUACACUGUCUUGAUCUAAUGUGUUAUAACAAAAAACAAAAUUGUAUUAUGCAGUAAAUAAUGUAAAACAGAACAGAAAGUGUGUAAAAAGCAACAGUAUUUUGGUGGUUAACAAACAUCUUUGCAUUGUGAUCUCACAUAUGUGAAAUGACUUCUACCUCUUAACACCGCAUUACAUGGUGGUAGCACGUAAUAUGUAAAAUUACAUGGUUUGAGCACGGCUGAGUGUAGGCACCAAAACUACUUGGUUAGGUUUAGGACAAGAUUAUGUUAUGGGGUAAAAUAACUUAUGUUAUGUACAAGACAUAAGUACUUGACUGAACAUGGCAUAACUACAAAGUUAAAGGAAGUAAUCACUGACUUCUUAUUUUACAUAGGACACAAACAGUGCUCUCCCAGGUGAAAGUCCUGCAUUUCUUUGACCCAUCCACCUCAGCCUCCUCCCUACAUGGACUUUCUCACUCAUUAUACAACCUAAGGGUUUGGAUUGUUAACCACUGCCUAAUGCGUGACAUCAUUGAACCAGGGAAUUAGUGUGUUUACCAUGACAAACAAUCCUAAUUGACUUUGCAUUGGCAUUUUUUGUAAUUUUUACACACUGACACCGAUAUGUAAGGUGAUGUGAAGAGGUCACGGUUAUUUGUAUUUGUGAGAUCGGGUUGCAUUCAUUUUUUUUUUUUUUUUUUAAGAUUAAAAAAAUCUUGCCAAAGCAGAUCUGUUAGUAAUGUGAGUUUUGUAAAACAAAUACAAUAAAUAGAUUUGCUGGCAUUAAUAAGGUGACAUUUAAUCACAGCUGUUCGUCUGUUAAUCCUGUGCUAGUUUUAAUGUAAAUCUGUACAUUACUAUUGUAACUGUAAUUUGUUUAUGUUAAUAUACAGUAC